This is a messenger RNA of Cololabis saira (Pacific saury), 2237 nucleotides long. It is a transcript of the gene zdhhc3b, whose product is annotated as zinc finger DHHC-type palmitoyltransferase 3b. Lineage: Eukaryota; Metazoa; Chordata; Actinopteri; Beloniformes; Belonidae. The record is from RefSeq and is a predicted model, not a curated record. Gene Ontology annotation, biological process: peptidyl-L-cysteine S-palmitoylation; protein targeting to membrane. The coding region runs from base 374 to 1270 and encodes 298 amino acids. Gene Ontology annotation, molecular function: protein-cysteine S-palmitoyltransferase activity. Gene Ontology annotation, cellular component: Golgi apparatus; endoplasmic reticulum. The transcript has 7 exons.
AGUCUCAGCUGCGGGCACACUCCCCCACGCCAGGAACAGGAGGCGUGCGGGACUUCCUGGUUGGAUGUGGAUCAUUUAGCUGCGAUCAUUGAGCUUUAUUAAGGCACCCGAGGAGGAAACAUCCAAACACUGGCCUGCAUUAAGACUCUGGUGCCAUUUAGCAUUGAAGCUGACUUAUUAACACCUGUUUAGAAGCGGAGGCCAGGAGCCGGGGAGCUGCUCCAGCAGCUGCCCGGACAUGAGUGUCGUUAGCCGGGACUGAGCUAAGUGAGAUCGCUCUAGUUCCCUAAAGGCUCCAAACUACGCGGAAAAAAGCUCAAGAAAUCCCCAAGACAAAGCCAAAAUAUGUGGUUGGAGCCCGGGCUGCUCUAGGAUGAAGAGCCCGGCCCACCGCACCCGGGACAUCGAGCGGCACGCCGGCUACCUGCGGCCCGAGCACUGCGUCCCCCCCCCGCCCCGCAGCGGCGCCGGCACCAUGUGGUUCAUCCGCGACAGCUGCGGCAUCGUAUGCGGCAUCAUCACCUGGUUCCUGGUCCUCUACGCAGAGUUUGUGGUGGUGUUUGUCAUGCUGUUCCCCGUCAAGAACGUGGUCUACAGCCUCUUCAACGGCGUGAUCUUCAACGGCCUGGCCUUCCUCGCCCUGGCCUCCCACGCCAAGGCCAUGUGCACAGACCCGGGAGCCGUCCCUAAAGGGAACGCAACCAAAGAAUUCAUUGAAAGUCUGCAGCUCAAACCGGGGCAGGUGGUGUACAAGUGUCCCAAGUGCUGCAGCAUCAAGCCCGACAGAGCUCACCACUGCAGUGUAUGUAAACGCUGCAUCAAAAAGAUGGACCACCACUGUCCCUGGGUGAACAACUGCGUCGGAGAGAACAACCAGAAAUACUUUGUGCUCUUUACGAUGUACAUUGCACUAAUAUCCUUCCAUGCUUUGCUCAUGGCAGCCUUCCAUUUUCUGUUCUGCUUUGAAGAAGACUGGUCAAAAUGCAGCAACUUCUCUCCCCCAGCAACCGUCAUCCUCCUCAUCCUCCUCUGCUUCGAGGCGCUGCUGUUUCUGAUCUUCACUGCAGUCAUGUUCGGGACUCAGGUUCACUCAAUCUGCACUGAUGAAACGGGUAUCGAGCAGCUUAAGAAGGAGGAGAGAAGAUGGGGCAAGAGGUCUAAAUGGAUGAACAUGAAGGUGGUGUUCGGCCACCCGUUCUCUAUAGCCUGGCUGAGCCCGUUUGCCACGCCGGACCACGGCAAGGCCGACGUGUACCAGUACAUCGUGUGAACGCUGGAAACUAGAACUCGCUGCUGUCCACACAGACUGAAAAAUCCCAACACAGACUCAAAUUUGUUUUAACCAUCCCUACAUUUUUUAUUCCUUCAUGAAUAAUUGAUGUUUUCAGGUUGUUCUGUUAGAAGUCAUCCAUCUCUUUACGGUGCUGGCUGAGAUUAAUGAGGUGGUGCUGCUGCACAAAGACAAAGCUGUACGAGUAAAUAAAACCUCUCAAACGAAGCUACAACAAACCUUUUGCCAAAAGUUGACCAAAAGAAGACGGAGCUCUCUGGAAGUUCCUGCAGUAUGUCUUAAUCUUAGUGUGCCGAUAAUUUGGACUGAAGUCCAGAAAGUUUUCCCCCCAUGCAGCGUAAUCACGAUGCUGAGACGAACACCAGGGCCAGAUGCAGAAAUGAGGAGGAAAAACACUGGGUUUCAUGAAGGAGAUGGUGUCAAGAGAACGUGCCCGUGUUGUUAAGGUGUUGGUGAAUUCAGGAGGGUUGGGUGGUUAGGGACUGUAGCACCCUAUAAUGUAAUAAUUUCCCAUAAUGUAAUAAUUUCCUAUAAUGUAAUAAUUUCCUGAAAUGGUAAUAACGCCUGAAAAUGUAAUAAAAUUUGCACUUAACUCAAUCGAAAAUGUAAUAAAACCCAAUAAUGUAAUAACUUCACCAAUAAUGUAAUAAAAUAUCCUGAUGGAUAUUGUAAUAACAUUUUUACCGAUAAUGUAAUACCUUAUUACGUUAUUGGGAAUUUACUACAUGGUACUCAAAGUCUACAAUUUAACCCAAUAUUCAUUCUGGUUUUUCAAAUCCAGCGUAUAUAACAUUCUUAGAUUCUUAAAACACAAAAUGUAGAACUCUGGACUGAAAAUGAACAAAUAUAUUACUAUAUCAGUUUUGGAAGAAAAAAAAAGACUCACCUGAACAUUUAAUAAAUUCCCACUAACAUAAUAUGGUAUUACAUCAUCGGUUAAAAUGUU